UAGCGCGCGCCAGAUUGGAACUAACGAGAGAAGUGCGGAGAAGGAAUGUUGCGGGCUGUAACGGAGGAAGGGCACACGGUUCUGGACAGAGGGACCUUGUGAGGAGCUGAAGUAGACCGGAAGUAACCGCAGGGGCAUGUACUUGUGAAAAGGGGUGUCAAUCAUUCCUGCUUUCACUAGAAGCUUCUUGUGGAAGACUUAUUAGAUGCUGCGUUCAGUAAAAUGUGUUAGAGUCCACGCAUGAACAGUCUUUUUAUUUCUACAGACCCUAACUUCAUGCAAAAUAACAUGACUGAGAUGUAUCAAGAAGAGAUCGCGUCCUUACAGGAGGAGAUUCUUGAACUUACCCAAAAGUACAAGGAUAAUCAGAAGGAGGUUGCUUUCCUGUCCAGAACCAACUUAAAAAAGGCCCUAUUGUCAUAUCGCGGAAAAGAAAUAACUGAUGGUGAGCGCAAACACGAUUCUGCCGUAACGAAGCCUGAGCUUUCCCACUAUGAAAGCGAAGUACAAUUCUUUAACAAGAUCUGUGGGACGGAGUUCACCAAGUACUUCAAGAAAAGGGAGCACAAAAGUGAGAACGAAGUCCUGUAUAAACAUAGGCUGUUGGGUCGGUGUCAGUCGCUCUCGUUCCAACUUGAGUUUCAAACGCUUGAUUCAAAGGUACAAGAGUCUGGUAGCUGUGAAGUUACUGAUCUGAAUAUUAUCUUGGGAUGCAGAGAAAAUUCCAGUUUAAGCAAGUUUGUAUCUCGGACUGAGGAGAGGAAGAGUUUAGUACUCUUUUUCCGAACCCUUUCCAGCUUUGCAGAGUGGUGCGAAUAUCGCAAACAGACUUUUGUCCGUUUUAAGGAAAAGUAUCCAUCCGCUGUUGGACUUCCCCUUGGAUCCUCUGGUGAAUAUGUGGCCCUAAGAAACCCAAAGCUUCCUGGGUGUGAGCUGCUGCUGGUUUGGAAAAUUGAAAUUGAUGAAGAAGGAGCUGUGUUACCAGUCUUGGAUUUGUUGCCCAAAAUGCCAGAUCAAGCUUUAGCCCUGGAUAAAAUGAAGGUCAUAGAGGAAGCUGCCACGGGUUUUAGAAACCUACUACAGGCCUUUGGAAUUGAAAGCUCAAUUGAAAACAUCAUUCGAGUCUUCUGCUUGCCUGAAACAGAAAUGUCAACGUAAACUUUUUGGCCUGGUUUAACUGUGUUACUUGUAAUGAUUUAUAUCAUAGAUGUUUUCAUAAUUUUCCCACUCAUAAAUGUCCUAAUGAC
Spea bombifrons (plains spadefoot toad) is the source of this 1247-nucleotide messenger RNA. It is a transcript of the gene CENPP, whose product is annotated as centromere protein P. The record is from RefSeq and is a predicted model, not a curated record. The coding region runs from base 241 to 1158 and encodes 305 amino acids. Gene Ontology annotation, cellular component: nucleus; chromosome, centromeric region. Gene Ontology annotation, biological process: CENP-A containing chromatin assembly. The transcript is spliced from 9 exons. NCBI's taxonomy places the organism in Eukaryota, Metazoa, Chordata, Amphibia, Anura, Pelobatidae.